CUCUGGCUUAUCCAGUGCCAACCCCCAGCCGCCCAGCUCCCCCUGGGCCCGCCAGUACAGCUGCGAGUCUUUUGUGUGUUUCUUCUGCAGGCAGGAGCAGCGCAGGCAAGGCCGGCUGUGCGCGGUCACCGUGGCCAGGCUGCCUGUGUUUUUGUACGCACCUCGCAGCACGCGCACGCUCCUGGUGGACGACGGCAGGAGGCUGGUGAUCGGCUCAUGUGUGGAAUGUAAGGCGAUGGUGCAGGUGGGACAGAGCAUGCAGCAGGACAGGGCAAGGCUGGGACCCGGAGCAUCAGACGGGGACAGGAAAGACCAGGAAUCAGCCUCGCCACAGUCUAGACAUAAGGCUGUGAUUGAGGGUGCAGCUGGAACCAGUAAGGAGGCCGACUCGGGUUCGGGGCCCUCACAACCUGCAGGCGACCACACGCCUUCUCGCCCAGUGACUCUGGAGUCAGAGAGAGCUGACCGGCCACUUUCCAGCAUGAGCCAUGAGCCAAAGUCACCAUCGUUAGGAAUGAUCUCCACGGCGACCCGUACCACGGCGACGGUCAGCCCCCUCACUCCGUCGCCUCUCAACGGCUCCAUCGUAGCCAAUGGAAGCCCAGCUGCCCAGUCAGCUCACUCUGGAUUUGCUGCUGCCCUCCGUAAGCUGGCAAAACAGGCGGAAGAACCUCGAGCUGCGUCCUCCAUCAGCAGCGAGUCAUCUCCCGUGUCCUCCCCGGCCACCAACCACAGCUCUCCAGUCAGUACACCCAAGAGGGGUCCCCUCGGUCCAGGACCCGUCCUGGUUCCCCCAGCGGGCCACAGUGUGCCAAACACUCCACCUGUAGUCACCAUUGCUCCAACAAAGACUAGCAACGGCCUGUGGAGGACCGAAGGACGCCAGGCUGACUCGGGGCCUCGUGGGGCCAGCAGGGAACGUCUGGGUGCAGAGGGGACCCUGUCCCAGGAAAAGGGUGGCCCCUCCGUCCCCGCUCACCUCCUGGGAAACCCCUAUGCCUUUGGUCUCACCCCCGGUGCUGUCAUGCAGGAUUCACGUUUUCAGCCCCUUAACCUGCCCAGACAGUUGCCUAAUGCGGUGCCCCCUGGUCCAGUACCAGAGGAGUACCUGCGGGGUUUCCGGCCCUAUGCCACAACUGAGGACGCCCUACGGAUGCCCUCUUUGCCCUUGGGCCUGGACCCAGCGACGGCAGCUGCUGCAGCUGCCUACUACCAUCCCAGCUACCUGCCUCACCCCUCCUUCACGCCAUACAGGAUGGAUGACCCGUUCUGCCUCUCUGCUUUGAGGUCGCCUUUCUAUCCGCUGCCAACAGGGGGAGCUUUACCCCCCAUCCAUCCCUCUGCUGUUCACAUGCACCUUCCAGGGGUCCGUUACCCUGGAGACUUCACACAUCCUUCACUGUCAGCACUGCAGUCUGAGAGGCUUCAGCUGGAGGAUGAGCUGCGGCAGCGAGAGCGGGAGCGCGAACGAGAACGCGAGCGCGAAAAGGAGAGGGAGCGCGAGGCGGAGAGGGAGAAGGAGCGGGAGAGGGAACGGGAGAGGGAGAGGGAACGGGAGAAGGAGCUGGAGAGGGAGAGGGAGCGCGAGAGAGAACGGGAGAGGGAGAGAGAACGGGAGAAGGAGAGAGAGAGAGAGAAGGAGCUGGAGAGACAGAAGGAGAGGGCACUGAGGGAGAAGGAGCUGCAGGCGUCCAAGGCCAUGGAGAACCACUACCUGGCCGAGCUCCAUGCAAUGAGAGGACAGGAGGAACGAACCAAGCCUGAGAGACUAACCCCUAAUCGGGCUGACAAAACCAAAGAGCCCGCACUUCCAGCUCCCAAACCAGUCCCGCCAGGAAUGCACUCUUCAGUGGUCCAAUCACAUCAUCCCGUCCCUGGUCUAAUACCAGGCCACGGCCUCUACAUGGGGCCCAGCGCUGUAGGGCCAGGGCUCUCGGCCUCAAUGAUCACUCAGAGGACCAAUGAGGAGGAGAGGUGGUUGGCGCGGCAACGCAAGUUGCGCCAAGAGAAAGAGGAUCGUCAGUACCAGGUGUCUGAAUUCCGCCAGCAGGUUCUGGAGCAGCACCUGGACUUGGGCCGACCAGCCGACACGCCUGAUCACAGGACAGACUCACACAGAUCCAUACCAAAUCACCAUGAACCAGGAAGCCGGGAACUCCACCCUCACUUAGGUGCCCCUCCGCCCCUCAUCUCCCCGAAACCUCCACAGCCACCACGUGACCACCACCCUCCGCCUCCCACCACCUUGUGGAACCCUGCAUCUCUUAUAGAGACAGCCUCAGAGUCCAGACGCAACCACGAGCCCUCAGGGAUGGGACACUAUGAGCUCAGUCGGCUGCCCCCGGGGCCCUCCAAAUAUGAGGAUGUACCCCGAAGGAGAGACGGGGGAGCGAUGGACAAAUAUCCCCCUCUGAGAGGUCCUCCAGUUCUGCCUGAGCCCAGCACAUUCCUUGCUGAUCUUGAGAAAUCCACCCAGACCUUCUUAAGCCAGCAGAGGGCAUCACUGUCUCUGUCCAGCCAGUAUGAGCUGGAGGGAGCCAUAAAAAGCAAUGCUGGACUAAAAAGCCUUCAGGGACACCCGGGGCACAGUCGACACGGACAAGGGUUAGGGAUGGUUCCUGUGCCAGGGAUGGGGCAGGUAACCACGCUGGGGAUGGGUCCGGACACGAUGCUCAUCUAUGACGAGUUCCUUCAGCAGCACCGGAGGCCCGUCAGCAAGCUGGACCUGGAAGAGAAGAGGAGACGGGAGGCCCGGGAGAAAGGUUACUACUAUGAGCUGGAUGACUCAUACGAUGAGAGUGAUGAGGAGGAGGUGAGAGCCCAUCUCAGGAGAGUAGCAGAGCAGCCCCCACUCAAGCUGGAUGACUCCACAGAGAAAUUGGACUUUCUUGGAGUGUUUGGACUGACCACGGUGGGCCGGCGGGAUGAGCUGGUGCAUCAGAAGAGAAGGAAGAGGAGGAGGAUGCUCAGGGAGCGCAGUCCCUCGCCGGCCGCCUCGCAAUCCAAACGCACUCCCCCUCCUCCUCAGCUCAGCACACGCUUCACCCCCGAGGAGAUGGACCGAGCCCCAGAGCUGGAGGAUAAGAAGCGAUUCCUCACCAUGUUUAGACUGUCCCACGUCACAAUACAGCAGAGGAGAGAUAAUGAAAGGGUGGUGGAGCUGCUUCAGGCCAUCAAAGAAAAGAGUGUAACCUUGGAUACCAUCAGACACGCACCUCAUCCGCUGUGUAAGAGCCCUCCAGCACACAUCUCCGAUCCAGCAUUUGCCCAGCCUCCCUCUGAAUCAGAAGACCACCACAAUGUCAGACCACACAGCCCCCCCUCACAUUGCCCAGCGUCCCCCAAUGGACACCCAAAACCCCUUGGAGACACAUUAAGACCAAAGGCACCCCCUUCUCCAGCUGUCUACCCAGACAAGGCCCGGGGGCCCAGUGAGGGACCGAUCUCAAAGAGGAGCUCCAGCCUGCUAAACAGCUUGCGGCUCCCGCUCCCCCUGCAGGCUAAAGAGGGUCUUCACAGCGUCAACGGACGCACAAAACCCUGGGACAGCUUCACCCCGGAGGAAUUUGCCCAGCAGUUCCACGAAUCUGUGCUUCAGUCCACUCAGAAGGCUCUGCAGAAACACAAAGGUGGCGCCACAGGGGCGUCGGAGUCGUCCCACCUCCAGGAGUCCUCUGUUCACUACAACAUUCCAGAGCUUCAGAGCGCUCCUGGCCGACCACCGCAGCCUCAUUCGCAGUCUCACUCAAAUGCCCAGUCGUUUCCCCAUCCAAUUUCACACUCCCACCCUCAGCCCAACGGGCAGCACUUCUCCGUGCCCUCACACAGGGAGGCCUCAGGGAUGAGGGAGGACCUGUCCGGUCCGGACGACUCUGAGGAGGAAGAGGAGGACGAGGAAGAGGAGGCUCCCGUUUCCAAGUGGCAGGGGAUUGAAUCUAUAUUUGAAGCUUAUCAGGAAUAUGUUGAAGAGCAAAGUUUGGAACGACAAGUAUUGCAGAGCCAGUGUCGAAGACUAGAAGCUCAGAACUACAACCUCAGUCUGACUGCUGAGCAGCUGUCUCAUAGCAUGGGGGAGCUGAUGUCCCAGAGACAGAAGCUGGCAGUGGAAAGGGAGAAGCUACAAGCAGAGCUGGAGCACUUCAGGAAGUGUCUGACGCUGCCACAGACGCACUGGCCGAGAGGCGGCCAUUACAAAGGCUACCCUCCAAGGUGACCCUGACACGCCGAUCCGAUGGGCCCCCCGGGCCCCCAGCCACCUCCCCUUUCAGACUGACACCCAGAGUUUAUUUUUCAUGGCCUGGUCCUCAUGGCUCCAUGGCGGAGAAUAUGGCUGGCUAGAUAAGAUGAGUGAAUGAAUGAAUGGAGUGAGUGAAUGCAUAGAUAGGUGAAUGCACAGGAGACAGGACCAUUCAGUGAAGGACCGGCAGUCUUUGGAUUGUGGCUAGCCAGGGACUGCACCACAAGCCACUACCGUGUGCCAAUGUAGCCAACCCCGAGAUCAGCGAGCGUACGGGGCAGGAGAAGCUGAAGAUCAACACACCAACACACACACAGGCACCUGCUUUUCACAUUCUUCAGUCCCUGCUGCUCUAUUGUUCGGUCCCUGCAUCCCUCGCCGCCACAGCUACACAGACAAUCCUGCCAAUGAGGGGGCAGCUACCCCUGGAGGGGUGUCGUCACAAGACUUGAAAGCUCCAAAUCUCCAAACGAAGGCUUCUGGUCAGUUGGGACUGAUUUUAGAACAGCGGCCACGUGAGCUUUUGAACUGGAAAUGCACUUAUGAAUAGAAGCUGAAGAACUACCUGGUGGUACUGUGUUACAACAAAGAACUGUUCAAAUUAGGGAAGAACUUAGAAAAUGCACAUUUUUGGAAAGAAUUAAGGAAAUGUUUUAUUUCGAAAUAGAAAAUUUGAAAAUAAGAAUUUUAAAAGGUGCUUCAGCCUUGUAUUGUAUAUAAUAUGAAGACUUAAAAGAAUUUUGUAUGUUUUUAUUACUUUAAUCAUUGUUCUUUUAAAAGAAAAAGCCUGCCAUUUUUAUAUGUUUAUGCUUUUUUUUUUUCUUUUGUUUUUUUUUUUGGGUUGGAAAAGAAAGCCUUGCUUUUAGUGUUUGUACUGCUGCUGGCCAGAACAGCUUGUUUUGAGACAUUUAACAGAGUGAGAGAAAGCAGGAUGCACUCCUCCUCCUCUUCUUGUUCUGUCCUGCCUGGCACUGCGCAGCUGAGACCCAGCCACAGCCGCCUCAUCCGGCCUCUGAGCUCAGCAAAGCUUCCUCAGAGGUCCGGAGACAUGGCUCCUGCCCUCUCAUCCCCCUCCUCCCUCCUUCAUUCACAGCAACAUGUCUCCUUUUUAAACUCCCAUUUCAGCAACUCCUCUGGUCAGCUUCACUUCUUCUGGCAUGACUAGUUAGCUUGUGAUAUCCUCAUGCAGAAACCAGAUCCACAGUGACAUAUAUAUAUUUUUUUUUUCUUACUCGACUUACUUGAUGAUUUUGUUAAGACAUGAAGAAACUGGUUCUUGAUGCUUUAUCCUACCAUUGGACCUUCACUUUACUUUGUAUGACCGUAUAACAGCAUUGGACUCCAAACAAUCCGACGGUUUGCAUAAUGUUACGCCUUACAAGAUCAAGCCCUUAUCAGCAGCCAUUAGUGGACGUAGUGCCAAAAGAAUUUAAAAAAAAAAAAAAAAAAAAGGUAGCAUUUUGGAUUCUUAAUUUUGAUUAGAGUUGCAGUUCAGACCAGAACAGCCAUCUUCCACUGCUCCUGUGGCCCCGUUCAUCUCCUUCCUGCAUUUCUUCCACAUUGAGGACCACCACUAUCCAAAGUUGCCAACAUGUUCAAAGUGACUGGAAAUCGGAUAAAGAUUCAAACUGGGCAUUUCUGGAUACAUAAAAAAAGAAGGUUUGCUUUACCCUGCAUACCUGUUUACAACCUCUGUCUACCCUCAUCAGCUCUAUUCUGAGAUUCGGCUCUUAUUACACCAACUUUCUCCCCCUGCAGCUCAGCCUUAUGGUUGGAGACCCUGGUGGGAUGUUUGACGUGACAGGGGGGAAGGAUUUCGGUGUUUCAAAAUUUAAAAAAAAAUAAAUAAAAGAGAGACUGAAGCACAACUAUCCCAUACAUACACUAUAUUACUUACAAGUGCCUCAAGAAUUUGGGGGCAUGUGAAUGAGUUGCAGUCCACACGACGGACCUUCUACACCCAACAUCAGCGAUCAGGGACUUUACAUUUUACAUUCAAGUGUCUACUGUGUGUCUAACGCCUUUCCAACACGUGCAAGUCAAGAAAUUCGUCGAUCUAAACGCAUCUCCGAGAAUCAGCUUAAUCAGAAUGUUAAACUAGGCCUAAGCCAGAUCAGAGGAACAGAGUGUAGUCUGUCUUUUUUUUUUUUUUUUUUUUUUAAACAGAGCAGAGGAGAGCCAACAGAGCAGCCUAUCGGUAAAUGAGGAAGCAUGCAUGCUGAGGUAAGCUGCCAAUGAGCUGGGGAGGAAGGUGCAGUACGGUGAGCCUCUUACUCAGCCUCCCUGUGUCUCCAACCCACGCACGCCCAUGCAAUAGCCCCAUUACUCAGUGGAGGAUGUCUAGAUGCUGUGAAAUCCUGUUUUUAAAAAAUGUACUUGUUUGAAUUCAUUGUAAUGUAAUAUAUUCUUUGUUGAAUGUAGUAAUUAGGUAUUUAUGAAUAUAUGGCUGUGAUUUCAGACAAAAAAGAAAAUAAAAUAUUUCAAAAAUGUUAAAUA
Molecule: messenger RNA, 6733 nt
Organism: Stegastes partitus (bicolor damselfish)
Lineage: Eukaryota; Metazoa; Chordata; Actinopteri; Pomacentridae
Gene: gse1b
Product: Gse1 coiled-coil protein b
Exons: 17
Coding region: 236-4213 (1325 amino acids)
Source: RefSeq, a predicted model, not a curated record